AGCAUCUCUUGUUCACCUUCAGAAUUGAGGAAGGGUAAAAAAGAGCAUUCCGGAAAUCUGGAAUGACCAGAAAAGAAUAUAGCUGGGCUUUGAAUCUCAUUCUCGACUCCAGUGUGGAGAAUUUAGAUGGGAGAAGCAGGUUCGCAAGUCGAAUUGUGACAUGAUAUGACUAAUGUGGCAUUCUCUAGUGCAACGUAUGUUUCGUGCUGUACCAAGGUCAUCAGCAUUUUUCAAGUGGAAGGAAAGAAGUAAGGUCAUUCCCCAGCAAUUCUGCUCUUGAUUCCCUCACAAGAUAGGAAUCAUCUUUUGGAGUUUUGUCGAAGUGAAUACAAAAGCAAGAAGGAGCAUCUUCAGCUUUUCCACUCUUCUCGCUACUUCUUUUUAAAGCGCGCAAACCAGGAAUGGGUUCUUUUCUGUCUGUUGUCGCUGUCUAUAUUCAUCUCCUCCCUUCAAAAGCUUCCCUGAGAGUUUAACUUGUUGCUGAGAUCUCUGGACCAGUACCAUCGGAUUAUCCCGAUAUCUACUUUCAGAAACCGUGCGAUCAACCAAGAAUUUAUGUCGUCUUCGGCGAGGGAGAAUGCAAGAGCAACAGGAGAGGCCUCUUGCCGGGGAAUAGUCCGCCGGAUGGUCAAUCUACCUCGGGCCAUUGUCGGCGAGUUCUCGAGGGCAAUGAAUCACAGCAUGGAUUUAAUGCGAAUCGGCAACAGAAGGCACCAACAUAUCCCCUUCAACUACCCACCGCAACAUCCACAAGAGCUCAUAGUUCCCCAAGAUCACGAGUGGGCAUUCUUGACAGUCUUCGAACGGCAAUACAGCUCCAUGCACCCCUUCUUCUACGCAUGCCGGCUCGCGGAAGCGCUCAAAAUUGCAGAAGCCGAUCGGAAAUUCUUGUUCCUAUACUUGCACGCACCAGAUCACCCCUUCACACCCUCCUUCUGUAGAGAGACUCUGUGCUCGGAGAUGGUCGUGCAGUUCCUCGACUCGAAUUUCGUUAGCUGGGGAGGACUUGCCGACAGUGGAGAGGGGUUGCAAACGGCCAUGUUGUUGCAUCCCCAGAGCUUCCCGUUCUGCGCACUUAUCGCUCCAGCUCCCGGCGAUAGCAUUGCAGUUCUACAACAGAUAGAAGGUCCGAUUUCCCCAUCGGAGCUGGUUGACAUUCUCCAGAGGACGGUGGAAGAGCAAGGGUCGGCCUUUGGCGGUGCGAGGGCGAAGCAAGAAGAAAAGAUAAAAGCCGAUCGACGGCUAAGAGAAGAACAAGAUGCUGCGUAUUUUGCUGCUCUAGAGAUGGACAAGGAGAAGGAAAGAGGGAAGUCUUCAGGAGGAGCAGGACCCAAGGUUCACAAGUUGAAGGACGUUCCGCGUAAAGAAGAUUACGAGAAAUUACAGAAGAUUCCUUCCAAUAAGCAGUACGAUAAACCAAAAGAGGCUUCAGUCGCGAGCAGACAGUUGCAAAUCAAGGGAAAAGCUAGUCAAGGAGUAGAUCAACAGGUGACUCAGAUACUAAUUCGCUUCCCCAGCGGCGAUAGAAGAGAACACAGCUUCUUGUGCACAGACAAGAUCGAAUCAAUCUACAGAUACGUCGACUCCUUAGGCCUCCCGGGCAUCACGAAUUACCGACUGGUGUCGAGCUUUCCGAGAAAGACGUACGGCGUGGAUCAGUUGGGAAUGACGCUGAAAGAUGCUGGUCUCUAUCCUAGAGCAAGCCUCUUCCUUGAGCCCCUUUAAAAUUCAAUCUCAGUAAAAUGGUCCAGGCUUAUUCUACUGACUUAUGCGGUGCACAAACACCACGGACUUAUUAUUUAUAUAUACUGUCGCUGAAUAUUUCAACUGAA
Molecule: messenger RNA, 1832 nt
Organism: Eucalyptus grandis
Lineage: Eukaryota; Viridiplantae; Streptophyta; Magnoliopsida; Myrtales; Myrtaceae
Product: plant UBX domain-containing protein 10
Exons: 4
Coding region: 556-1725 (389 amino acids)
Cellular component (GO): endoplasmic reticulum
Molecular function (GO): ubiquitin binding
Source: RefSeq, a predicted model, not a curated record